This is a messenger RNA of Acaulospora morrowiae, 237 nucleotides long. NCBI's taxonomy places the organism in Eukaryota, Fungi, Glomeromycota, Glomeromycetes, Diversisporales, Acaulosporaceae. The record is from the annotation of a GenBank genome assembly.
AUGAACCAUUAUGCCCAAGACUAUCAAUUAAAGAAAACCGAAACUAAAGCCAAAGUCAUUGUAAUAGAAGAACAAAUCACUUCUCCAGAUGCCAAAUUCAUCCAUAUUGAAGAAAACCGAGAACAACUACUUCGUUUUAAUGGAAAGAUUGAUAGACACCCCACCUGGAUUCUGCUGAAUAUCGAUGGCCGAAAGAAAGAAGUCUUCACUGAAGAUCAAGAAUUGGAAUUGGACUAA